Messenger RNA from Symbiodinium natans, 1212 nucleotides. NCBI's taxonomy places the organism in Eukaryota, Dinophyceae, Suessiales, Symbiodiniaceae. The record is from the annotation of a GenBank genome assembly.
AUGGCGUGGCAGCCGCUUCAGGGUGCCACAAGCUGGUCCUGGCACCACCUCUGUGCUCCCCUGCUGGAGCAGCCGUGCUUGGGGAACAAGAAGCUGAGGGGAUGGGGCCAGUUCCAUACCCAAGAAUGCAUUCAUGUUGGUUCUGCUGACUACAUCGACGAGGACAAAAGUGGUGCCUACGCAGCCUCCGUUGCCAAGGUCCUGGCUGAAGUUGAGAGGUUGGAGCAAAGGAUGCCCUCAAAGCACGUGCUCCUCGGAGGCUUCUCCCAGGGAGCUGCCAUUGCCCUGCAAUGCGCUCUUCAGCACCCUCGCCCUUUGGCCGGCUGCGUGGCGGUGUCGGGCUGGCUUACCACGGCCGCCCGAAAGCUCCUCUCUGAUGGCUGGAAGGGCUCGACAUCAUUCCUCCUGUGCCAUGGGACGGCAGACGACAUGGUAGGUUUUGAUUGUGGGGAAGCCGCCUCCCAGAUCCUAAGCAAGGCCACAUCUGCCGAGUUCAAGAAGUUUCCGGGCUUGAAGCAUGAGUCCUGCCCUGCGCUCAUGGAUGCCGUGGCAGGUUUCAUGUGCAAGCAACUGGGGCACAGCCUCGAUGAGAGCAUUGACUGGGAGAGGGGCAUGGAUUCGGAUUCGGAGUCUUGCGACACACUAGUCUAUUUCCACAAGAAUGGGAUUGCCCGCCUCUCAAGGCAGCUGGGUGAGGGCGCGGCCAUCACCCAGACCGCAGUAGACGACGUUCUGAAUCCUGAGCCUGAGUCAUUGGCCGAUGAGGAUAUCAUGGUUCCUGUACUCUUAUCCGAUCUCAAUGUCUUGACGAAUGCUAGUCCAGUGGAGGCCGCAAAGGCCAUUGUGGCCUUGGUGGCAUCGGGUGCUGAUGGGCCUCAUGAGAUUACGGUGAAGGAGUGGCGAGCGAUGCAAGAACCAGACGGCUCCGAGCAGGCAGAGGAGGAGGAAUUGAUCGACGAUGAGGAGAGGCUUUGGUUCAGCUUUGCUGUGUUCCGGGUUUCGGAAUGCGGGCCGGGGGGGGGGGCCGAGUGCUGGGGGGACUGUUACAACCGAGCGCACUGCAGGAGGGCGAUUCUGAGCAGGGGGCCGAUAACCAGGAGGCCGAGGAGGCAGAGGAGGCAGAGCCUCCUGCCAAGAGGGCACGGGGCGAGAGCUGAGACGUGUUGGGUGAUAAGUCGUCCGAAGGCCGGUGCCAUGUUCCUAGUUUCCUAG